CUUCUCCAAUCCUCCCCUUCUUCCACUGUCCCCAAUCCAUUUGCUGAUAGAACAGAGCCUUGAGGGCAAGCUGCACAUGCUCAAUUUGGUGUGUAUUACUCUAGAGAGUGCACAUGAUCAGCACAGGGCCAAUCAGCACUGUCCAGACAGAGGUCAGGGGUUAUAUAGCCUCAUAGGACGAUCAGAGGAGAAUGAAAACUCCUCCUACAAGCUGUAACCAGUGCUCUGCUGGACACUGAUAGAAGUCACAAGAGUGCUAUAUACUGCUGGUUAGAAAAGGUAUUUAGCAGUUUAUAUUUACUAA
Molecule: messenger RNA, 304 nt
Organism: Staurois parvus
Lineage: Eukaryota; Metazoa; Chordata; Amphibia; Anura; Ranidae
Source: the annotation of a GenBank genome assembly